Molecule: messenger RNA, 3112 nt
Organism: Sycon ciliatum
Lineage: Eukaryota; Metazoa; Porifera; Calcarea; Leucosolenida; Sycettidae
Product: mucin-17-like
Exons: 11
Coding region: 316-2268 (650 amino acids)
Biological process (GO): protein phosphorylation; axon guidance; ephrin receptor signaling pathway
Cellular component (GO): dendrite; plasma membrane
Molecular function (GO): protein binding; transmembrane-ephrin receptor activity
Source: RefSeq, a predicted model, not a curated record
AAGGCCUAAUACUCGCUUGACUCCUCUUUUACUAGUUUAGAUACUUUUUCUUCUGUAAUUUUCAAUUUCCUGUCCCUUCUUUUCUAAAUGCGGCUUAUCCAUCCGCCUUCAUAUCAUUGGACCUAGUUCCCGUUUAGUGUGAACCAACCAACCAAGUGCCGAGACCUCAAUGCAACAUUGGCUACACAUAGCUGUCCUGCAGUUCGCAAUUGCCAUCAGGCAGGAAAAUUGAACGUUCCUCCCGAUCGCUGGUGAGCAGAGAGCAAGGGAACAUCAGCAACAAAAUUUCUUCCUAUCCAAGACGACAGGAGCGCAAUGGCAAAGGCCUACGUCAAGCAUCCGCAAUGGCUGCUUGCAGCAAUGGUCCUGUUGGCGGUGGUAAUGCUAAGCAAUGGCCAGAACGCAGCUACGAGGCCGCCAGCUGGUGUGACAUUAGGGAAUGCUGGACAAAGGACAAUUGAAUUUCAGUUCUUUUUACCAGCAAAGACAUUCGGCAACAGCACGUUGGCAUACAGAGUAGGGUGGAACACAGUCAACUGCAACACACCCUCAGGCCUAUGCCCAUGUACCGGUUACACCUGCUCGCUACAAGGAUCCAUUAUUGUUCAUUCUACCGUUACAAGUGCGAGCGGCGAGGUGAACAGGUUGCGAGAUUACACCACAUAUGCAUUAACGGUGACGCAAGUUGAUGACGUUGGUAAACCGUUUGGAAGAACCGUAUCGUCUGGGAUCACCACAUUAGAAUCACCACCAGGCCCGGUGUCUAACCUGACAGUGACUGCUGUGUCUAAUUCAUCUCUGUUGCUGACUUGGCUGUCACCGGCGGAACCAAACGGAAUCAUCACGCAAUAUGGAGUGUCGUAUCUACUGGGCGGAUCCAUCAGGAACAUCACACUGCCGUCCACUGCGGGAAACGUCACGCUCUCAAACUUACCAGCCAAUGGGACAUUCGCCGCAGUGAUCUAUGCUAUGAAUGCAGCAGGUACAGGGGUGAUCGCUGCAGCACAACUCGGCUUCGACUCCAUCAGCGAGGCCGCACCAAAACCAGCUGACGGAAGUGAUGGUGAGGCUGACGAGAGCAGCGGCGAGGACAGAUCAGAAACUGUGCCACCCAUGACCACCGGUGUCGCUGAAUCUAGCACUGCAAUGGAGAAUACACCAACCACGCUAUCGACAACUGAUCCCACCAGUCUGCCAGUCACCACCUUACCCUCGCUCCCAACAGCCACCACCGCCGCAAUCCCCACACCCCAAACUAUGACCACCGGAAUCCCCACUCUCCCAACCGCGACCACCCCCAUCCCCUCACUCCUAACUACGACCACCCCCAUCCCCUCACUCCCAACUACGACCACCCCCAUCCCCUCACUCCCAACUACGACCACCCCCAUCCCCUCACUCCCAACUACGACCACCCCCAUCCCCUCACUCCCAACUACGACCACCCCCAUCCCCUCACUCCCAACUACGACCACCCCCAUCCCCUCACUCCCAGCUACGACCACCCCCAUCCCCUCACUCCCAACUACGACCACCCCCAUCCCCUCACUCCCAACUACGACCACCCCCAUCCCCUCACUCCCAACUACGACCACCCCCAUCCCCUCACUCCCAGCUACGACCACCACCGCCACCACUGCACGCCCAUCUACCGAUACAGCCAGUGAUCCCGUCACCCCGUAUGUUAGUAGCGCAGCCACUCCCGCGCGUGGUGGUCAUUGUGGCUGGUAUCCGUCAACCUAUGGCAGUGUGGAGAUAGUAUUGCUCUACUCGCACAAUACUAUGCUUACAACCUUCAACUCCUCUGGACUUCAUCGUGUCCAGCAGCACAUUUCUGUUGAUACCAGGAUUGUGGUGAUGUGCUCCGAAGGAACAUACGUCCAAGGUGAUCCACCGCUGGUGUACCAGACUGUAAUUUGUCAGCAGAAUGGCAUGUGGACUAGGGAACUUGCAAGUUGCAUUGAGCCUGGCAGCAGUAGUUCCUCCAAAAGCCGCAAGGUUUCCGUUGUCACCAUUGGUCUGGUAUCGUCGGCGUGUGCAAUCCUUGUGAUCGGUUUAAUCCUGAUUGCUCUUGCUGUACAUUGCAAGCGUCGCUCGGCAAUGUAUCGCCUUCAGGAAAAACAACAUGAAGAGAACAUGGAGACUGAAAUGUGGGAUGUAAACCACUCUGACAGCUACCACAAGCAAAUUUCAAAACUCAACGAGAGGCACGAUUCGCCAAGGUCACACACGGAGGGUGAUGACGUUAAUUGUGAGGUGAUGAUCUAGGGGUCGGUAGUUUGCCAGGUUUUUCAUCCUUUUUAUAUACAUAUAAACACGUAUUCCUGAGCUACCCCCCCCCCUUCAUUUUAUGAGCCACAGAAUGAAUAUGUCCGUGCAGUUUUUUCAGCGUUCCGGAUGAAAGCGCAAACACUUCUUCUCUCUUUGCUUGUGUGCUCAGCUAGCUGUCCUUUCUGGCAUCUCUACAGUAAGCUUUUUUUUCUUUUUUUCGCUUCUUAGUUUCUUUCCAUGACUUCUCUGGCUCUGUAACUGUACAGUCGUGUAAGCGGGCAUUUAUCCCGCGUUCACUCUGAGCUCCGCUGAUGAGACCUGACAAGGUCGAAACAAGUAGCUGUCCGGAGAUGGAGAAUACGCUGCCUGUAUGGUAGAUAAUACUUAACAUACAUGCAUUUGCUGCUGCUUUUGCUGCUUUUGCUGCUGCUACUGCUGGUGCAGUGAGUCUUAGCCACACGGAUACACUUCUCUGGCUGAUUACUGCACUGGGACUGAGUUGCAGCACGGCUUUCUCUGUAUGUUGUAGCAACUGGUCAAGUUGCAGCCUACCGCUAUUCAGUUUGUUUUCGGCUUUUUUGCAGCCUACAUUCUACAUUGUAGUUCUCUUCCUCGUGCACAGUGGCUGCAUGUCAUCUGCACUCAUCAUGCUGGUGAUGCAAGUCAGUGAUGACCGGCUUCUUGCCAGUUCGUACCGCAUCAUAGAGCAUUUGUUUGUGUGUUUGUCGCCGUAUUGUCUCUCUCCAAACUGUCUCUCUCUUUUUUUCUAUUUUUUAGUGUUUAUUUGAAUUCGGAUAGCUCAACAGUACAGAAGUACAACUACAAAGAGUACUUGUACCGA